AACAGGCGGGGACUCUGACAAGGCCUGGCAGGCUGUCAGAACAUCUAACAAUAAAGAUCUGGGGAGAAGCCAGGCUUCCUAUCCCAGGGAUAGCUGAUCAGUCUGUACUCGGCGGAGGAGACAGCAGAGGCAGCAGGGGUAAGGAGUCGAGGCAGGCUCCAAAAUAUCUCCUGAACUAUGGGCAAAAGUGAGACCGCCGUCCUCUCUGAACGCAGAAAUCAGGACGGUCAGGUGUGGGAUUCCGUGAAGAAAACAGCCUUUGUGUUGGGCACAGGGCUUCUGACUUUCGCUGCGUUCAGGAACACGGUCACAUGGCAUAUGCAGUGUUUUUGGGGGGCAUCAGGGGACUUCUGGCAGACGCAAUGGGGCAAACUACACAGUUACUAUGGUGGCAAUGAACUGGCUUUAUACUGUUUAGGUGCGAUGGUGGUCCCCAGUGCUUCCUUUUGGCUGUAUAAUGCAGUCCUGAUGCUCAUCGACCUUACAGGAAAACCAAAGUGUAUCACCCGGUACCGAAUUCAGCUUGGAAAGAAUGACCCGGUGGACCCCGGAAAGCUCAAGCAUGCAGUCAAAGUUGUGAUGUUUAACCAGCUCUUCCUGUCAUUUCCCAUGGUUUUGCUCAUGUACCUGUUCAUGCAAUGGAGGGGCAAUCCCUGUGGCACAGAGUUGCCCACCUUCCACUGGGUUCUCCUCGAACUCUCCAUCUUUGGGCUCAUUGAAGAAAUCCUUUUCUACUAUUCACACAGAUUGUUUCAUCACCCAACAUUGUACAAGCACAUCCAUAAACAGCACCAUGAGUGGACCGCCCCUGUGGGAGUGGUGUCACUGUACGCUCAUCCACUAGAGCACAUAUUCUCCAAUAUGUUGCCAUCUAUGGUUGGGCCAAUGCUGAUGGGCUCCCAUGUGGCCACCGUAAUGUUGUGGUUUUCUCUAGCUCUGUUCAUCACCACCAUCUCCCACUGUGGAUACCACCUGCCCUUCCUGCCAUCAUCAGAGUUCCAUGACUUUCAUCACCUUAAGUUUAACCAGUGUUAUGGAGUACUGGGAGUAUUUGAUCGGCUGCAUGGCACAGAUCUGGUGUUCAAGCAAUCCAAAGCUUCUGAGCGACAUAUAUUGCUGCUAAAUUUUACGCCUCUGACGCAAAGCAUUCCUGAGUCUACCAAAAAAUCAGAGUAACAAACGGCGUGGAGAACCUUGCACCAAGAUGAGAAGGGUAUUAACCCUCAAAAGACACUCGACCCAGUGUCCGCUUAUUAUGGAAAAGUUUUUAAUUCAUUUUAAUUGGAGGGGGUUGAAUGACAUAGGGAAAUCAACCAGCUGCUCAAUGAGAGAUGUACAAUUUUUUUUAUUUUAGUCAAUGUGUGAACCAAUAAAAGAGCAGAUGCUCCGCCAAGAAUAUUAGGCAUUAA
Pseudophryne corroboree (corroboree frog) is the source of this 1409-nucleotide messenger RNA. RefSeq names its product fatty acid hydroxylase domain containing 2 (gene FAXDC2). NCBI's taxonomy places the organism in Eukaryota, Metazoa, Chordata, Amphibia, Anura, Myobatrachidae. The record is from RefSeq and is a predicted model, not a curated record. Bases 178 to 1176 code for a protein of 332 amino acids. The transcript is spliced from 9 exons. Gene Ontology annotation, cellular component: endoplasmic reticulum membrane. Gene Ontology annotation, molecular function: C-4 methylsterol oxidase activity; iron ion binding. Gene Ontology annotation, biological process: sterol biosynthetic process.